Molecule: messenger RNA, 406 nt
Organism: Meloidogyne enterolobii
Lineage: Eukaryota; Metazoa; Nematoda; Chromadorea; Rhabditida; Meloidogynidae
Source: the annotation of a GenBank genome assembly
AUGCUUUACGAAUACAUGGAUAAUAUUGUUAACGAAAAAGACUGCAAAUUAUUAUAUACGGAUACCGAUAGCUGUUUCUAUUUGCAUAAAAUUGAUAAGAAACCACCGUUUCGUGUUGGCGAUAUGCUUGGAAUGAUGAGUCGUGAAUACGAAGAUUGGUUAAUUAUGUCCUUCUAUACCGGUGGAUUAUGCAAUGAAAAUGAAACAUAGAGAAAGUGGGGAGAUAAAAUACAUUGUCAAGUGCCGUGGAUGCUGGGAUCAAGUUGACACUCCAUUGGAUUACAAUCAUUUUAGGGUAUUAUAUUAUUAAUCUUUGAUUCUGUAGCUAUUUUAAGAGAAUGGUAGAAGCGUAUGGAGAAAAGCAAGAUCCUGUUGUACUGGAGAGGACUCAUUUUCAACCUAGCUG